AUGCAAUCUAUUCAAAGCAACAGCAAUUAAAUACAGCCCACAAUGGGAAGAGACAGAUAUGGUUAAUCUCUAUCAGUGGCCUUGCCAAUUUCACCAGUUAAGAAACUUGAUGUGACCAAUGUGACAUUACGAAAAUAUGAUCGUUAUACAGGGAAUCCGGAAACCAUAGCUUGGGAGAAACAUUUGUUAUGCGAAAUCGGAGAUGAAGAUUUGAACUUUAUAAAAGAUUUUUACUUAGAAGAGAAAUCAUACAAAGAUGAAGAGUUUUACUUCAGGUACAUCGAUUCAAUCAGAAGCAAAUAUCUGGCUGGAGCAAAGGAAGCUUACACAUUGGCAAAAGACAUAUGCAAAUAGUUGGUGGCCGAAGAUCUGAUAAAGACUUAGAGAUUAAGGAAGAACCAUAAAUAAGUGACCCAAAGGAUCAGACAAACAUUAGGAACAUUUAAGCAGACUAAAAAUGAAGAUAUCUUGAGAUGGAAAACUGGAUUGAAGAAAUUAUUUCACGAGAUGAGAGAUGCAAUCUAACACAUUCUGGAUGCAGGAGGGGAAAAGGAAUUCUUUAGAUUGGAAGAAUUAAUAAAAUAGAAAUAACACAUAACAGAAGAUUUUCUUAAGGGACUUCCAAUUAGAAAUGUUUAGGAAAUCAACAAAUAUUUGCAAUCAAUAAGACUGUUCAUCUCUAAAAAAACAGAUGAGUUCUAAUAACACAAGUUAGAACACGGAGAUGAUUUCCACUUUGAUGAGAAAACUAUUAGGGAAUUGUCGAGAUCCUCAUUGGAGGACACAGCUUCCUGUUACUCUGAUCGGUUGACUGAGAUUAGAGCACAUUCUAAGAGGGAGAAAUAGAAGGAGGCUGAGAAGUAGAUAGAAAAGUUUUAUGAUCUGAAUUAAUUGAAAAAUAAAUGGAAAACUACUAAUGUAGAUUAAUUGAAGGGAACGAUUAGGAGAGUUUUAGUGAAGGAGACGUUAUCUGAAGCUGAACACAUUCGUGCAAGGGCGUAUAGGUUGGAAUAAGAGAAAAAGGGGAUUUAGAUUUUAAAAGUGUAGAAACCGAGGAAGGUUUAAUAGACGGCUUAACAAAGGAUUCAGGAAAGGAAGGAAAAGAAAGAUAAGAGAUCAGUGGCUGAAUAAUAAAGGAAACAUACUUUAACUAGGGAGGAAAUGAAGACGGAACAAUUGAAACAAGAGUUUUUUACAAAAUACAAUCCUAAAUCUAGCAUUGGAGAAUAAUUUUGUGUUGCUGUUGGUUAUAAUAAUUUAUUUUGA
Paramecium tetraurelia is the source of this 1266-nucleotide messenger RNA. RefSeq lists its product as uncharacterized. The transcript has 3 exons. NCBI's taxonomy places the organism in Eukaryota, Ciliophora, Oligohymenophorea, Peniculida, Parameciidae. The record is from RefSeq and is a predicted model, not a curated record.